ACAUGGCGGCGUACAUGUUAAUCCUUGGGUGAACUCAAUUUUAUAAAUUAUCUUUAUUUCCUUUCUUUUCUGUCUUAUACAAACAUUACAACAACAUGUUUCAUUUGGCACGUUGCAGUCGAUUCACACGUGGCUCUGUCACAUCAGAUCGACUGUUGUGCUCCCGAAAAGGAAGAGAUUUUAUGAUCCACUGCAACCGGCGUGACCAGCACAGCGUACAGUGGAGUAGUUAUAAAACUCCAUCCACUCAGUUCACUGUCAGCGCUCCAGUUCGCAUAUGGAGACAAGCUCAAAAAGUGCUCCUCCUGGCAUCGAGACAGCAUCUCAGACCAUCAAACAUCACUCUCAAAUUCAUAUUAGGACCAGCUGCUUUGAUAGUUACAGCACGCUUGUUUGGCAGUGGAGCUCACUGUCAUGCAGACGUGAACAAUAAUGUCCCAAGAGAAAUUCAAGUUAAAGAGAAAGUUCCUGAAUUCAGCUGGGCUGUUUUGUGGGAGUUUGUUCGGCCAGAACUUCUUGCUCUGAUUGGAGCCAUUAUCCUUGCAUUUGGAGCAGCAGCCCUUAAUAUUCAGAUUCCACUGAUGUUGGGAGAUCUGGUGAAUGUCGUCGCUCGCCACAUGCGAGAACAAGCUGGUCAUUACAUGAAAGACAUCCGUGCACCUGCUAUUAAGUUGAUCGGACUAUACGGUUUACAGGGUCUGUUGACCAGUGGCUACAUCAUUCUUCUUUCCAAAGUUGGAGAGAGAGUGGCUGCUAAUAUGAGGAAAACACUCUUCACAUCCUUGCUUAGACAAGAUGUUGCAUUUUUCGAUGCGAACAAGACCGGGCAGCUGGUUAAUCGCCUAACAUCUGACAUCCAGGAGUUUAAAUCCUCCUUCAAGCUGGUUAUUUCUCAGGGUUUGCGAAGUGCCACACAGACGGUGGGCUGUUUCGUCUCAUUGUAUGUUAUCUCCCCAAAACUCACGGGUCUCACGGUGGUGGUCCUUCCGUGUCUUGUGGGGGCUGGUGCUUUCAUUGGCUCUUUUCUUCGGAAACUGUCACGGAAUGCACAGGAACAAGUUGCUAAAGCUACAGGGGUGGCCGAUGAGGCUCUUGGUAAUGUGCGAACAGUGAGAGCUUUUGCGAUGGAGGAUAGAGAACUAGAGACGUAUGCAGCCGAAGUUGAGAAAUCCGCUGCAAUGAAUGAAACGUUAGGUACAGGAAUCGCCGUGUUUCAAGGCCUGUCUAAUAUCGUCUUGAACUGCAUUGUUUUAGGCACAAUUUUUGCUGGUGGAUCUUUGAUGGCCCGAAAUGACAUGACACCUGGUGACCUGAUGUCAUUUUUGGUCGCCUCCCAAACAGUUCAGAGGUCUCUUGCCAGCAUUUCAAUACUGUUUGGCCAGAUGGUUAGAGGUAUGAGUGCAGGGGCUCGAGUUUUUGAGUAUUUAACUUUAGAACCAACCAUUCCACUCACAGGAGGAGGCCGUAUUCCACACCAUUCUCUAACAGGGAGAGUAGACUUCAUGAAUAUCAACUUCAGUUAUCCAACAAGACCUGGCAACCAGAUCCUUAAGAACUUCAGUCUGACUUUACCCCCCUGUAGAACUGUUGCUAUUGUGGGAGAGUCAGGAGGAGGCAAAUCCACUGUGGCUGCGUUGUUGGAGCGCUUCUAUGACCCCAGCAGUGGAGUGAUAAUGCUGGAUGGAUUGGACAUCAGAACAGUGGACCCGUCCUGGCUCAGAGGACACGUCAUUGGGUUCAUUAGUCAGGAACCUGUACUUUUUGGUUCUUCAGUGAUUGAGAAUAUCAGGUUUGGUAAGCCCAGUGCCACAGACGCUGAGGUCAUGACUGCGGCCAAACAAGCCAAUGCUCAUAAUUUCAUCACAGGAUUCCCUGACGGAUACAACACUGUGGUUGGUGAGCGUGGAGUCACUCUCUCUGGGGGCCAAAAGCAGCGUAUCGCCAUCGCUCGGGCUCUGGUUAAAAACCCCAGCAUCCUGAUUCUAGAUGAAGCCACCAGCGCGUUAGACGCGGAGUCAGAGCGUGUGGUUCAGGAGGCGCUGGACAGAGCCACAACCGGUCGCACUGUUCUAAUUAUUGCUCAUCGUCUCAGUACUAUUCAGGGAGCCGAUCUCAUCUGUGUCAUGAGCAAUGGACGCAUUGUUGAGGCUGGAACACACCUGGAAUUGUUGAGCAAAGGAGGACUGUAUUCUGAGCUAAUAAGGAGACAAAGAUCUGAGGGUCAAAAAUGAACAAGUGCUCAUGCUGUUUAAGAUAUAAGGCUAAAAGAUAAGGUGCAGUUCGUCUCAAAGUGGCGUUACGCAAAUCCUAUAUCACAGAACACUCACGGUACCACUGGACAUUAUGAUUAUAACUGGGCUUUUUGAGUAAUUUACACUGUGCUUGUUAACUCUAUCAUAAAUAAGGGAGAUUUUAGUCAAUAGUCUAUGUUUUCAGUUUUAUAUGUAAUGGAAAAAUAUCAGUGAUGAGGAAGUGGUAGCCAUUCAAGUGUUUUAUCAUUCUGGUUUACUCCCCCAAACUAGACUGAAAGUAUUGUAACCUUGUUAAUUUUUUAAAUAUAAAUAUUUCUAUAAAGUGAGAUGUACAUUUUAUUUUACUGGAAUAUAUAAUAAUAAUACAUAUGAUUAAUAGAUGCCAAUGUGUUGAUACUCUGCUUGUCUGCCGUGAAAAU
Messenger RNA from Xyrauchen texanus (razorback sucker), 2671 nucleotides. RefSeq names its product ATP-binding cassette, sub-family B (MDR/TAP), member 8 (gene abcb8). Gene Ontology annotation, cellular component: membrane. Bases 96 to 2231 code for a protein of 711 amino acids. Gene Ontology annotation, biological process: transmembrane transport. The record is from RefSeq and is a predicted model, not a curated record. Gene Ontology annotation, molecular function: ATP binding; ATP hydrolysis activity; ABC-type oligopeptide transporter activity. The transcript has 16 exons. Lineage: Eukaryota; Metazoa; Chordata; Actinopteri; Cypriniformes; Catostomidae.